Messenger RNA from Monopterus albus (swamp eel), 1972 nucleotides. RefSeq names its product cell division cycle 123 homolog (S. cerevisiae) (gene cdc123). Gene Ontology annotation, cellular component: cytoplasm. The record is from RefSeq and is a predicted model, not a curated record. The transcript has 13 exons. NCBI's taxonomy places the organism in Eukaryota, Metazoa, Chordata, Actinopteri, Synbranchiformes, Synbranchidae. Bases 208 to 1263 code for a protein of 351 amino acids.
GCGCAAUAAAGUCAAUUGUUCGUAUUGCUUACCUGUGAAUUUUAAAUACAUUGAAACAUUCACUCACGACAGCAUAAAUAUGUAGCAAUAUUGCCUCAAAAUUUCAAGGCAAUAAAUGAAAGCGCUACCGAAAGCCUUGGCGAAUUCCCUGGGGUUCGGACGAUAUUUACUGAUGGACACGUUUCCGUUAUAGGAUAUUAAUGCAGCAUGAAGAAGGAGCAAGUUGUCAACUGUCAGUUUUCGGUUUGGUAUCCGAUAUUCAGGAUACAUACGAUAAAAAGUGUCAUUCUCCCACUGCCUCAGAAUGUAAUAGAUUAUUUACUAGACGAUGGGACACUAGUCGUCUCUGGGAGUGACCAUAACACACAGCAGACACACACUAACAACAGCAACUCAGAUGCUGAAGAAGACAUUCAGUGGUCAGAUGAUGAGGCAACCGCCACUGUCACUGUGAGUUUGGCUCCUGAGUUCCCGGAGUUCACCUCUAAAGUGCUGGAGGCCAUAAACGCCCUGGGUGGGCAUGUCUUUCCCAAACUCAACUGGAGCGCUCCACGGGACGCUAACUGGAUUGCUCUGAACAGUUCCCUGCAGUGUCACAGUCUCAGUGAUAUAUUUCUGCUCUUCAAAAGUUCCGACUUUAUCACCCACGACCUCACGCAGCCAUUCCUUCAAUGUACUGACCAGGACUCCCCAGAUCCAGUUAUAACCUAUGAGCUGGUCCUAAGGAAGUGGAGUGAGCUGAUUCCUGGUGGAGAGUUUCGCUGCUUCGUCAAAGAAAACAAACUGAUUGCUAUCUCCCAGAGAGACUACACUCAGUUUUACCAACACAUUUUGAUGCAGGAUGGCCAGAUCUGUCAGGCCAUACAGGAUUUCUUCAGCCAGCACAUCCAGUACAACUUCCUGGAUGAAGACUUUGUCUUUGAUAUCUACAGAGAUAGCCAGGGGAGGGUGUGGCUGAUCGACUUGAACCCGUUUGGUGAGGUGACAGACUCGCUGCUAUUCAGCUGGGAGGAGCUGACAUCUGGUGGAGAAAUCACCCAGCACCAGGAAAGCCCGGCAUUCCGCUACACCAAAAGCGAGGUGACAGUCCAGCCCAGUCCCUGUCUGAGCUACAGAAUCCCACGGGACUUUGUGGACCUCUCCACCGGAGAAGACGCUUACAAACUGAUUGACUUCCUUAAACUGAGGAAAAGCCAACAGGAAGAGUCUGAUGAAGAGGACGAGGAUGACAUGCCACAGAGACACGGUUCCUCAGAAACCUGAGGAAUAGCUUUGAAUAAUGUUUUCUGCAUGAAGUGACUUCUGACCUGUUUGAGCAUUUUUUUUUUGGUUUGUUUUUAAGCUUGUUUUGUCUCACAUUUUCUUGUUAGCAGUACAUGUUGUACCUGAGACUUCUUAAAUAAUUCUCUCUUUACUCUAAUGGAACAUGUUGGUGGAUCCUGUUGAUGGCUCUCUGAAGACUGAAUUUCUGUUGACUUCUUCUCUGCCUCCAACACUCCUGAGCACUGUCUUGCAGAUCGUAAUGGCUCAAUGAAACCUGGGAGGUAGGCCUCUGCAGUCAGUUGCUUGGUUAUUUCUCAGUUUUGGUUAAAUCCUAAAUUUGAUGUGUUGACUAACACUGUACAGAAUUCCAGUUUUUAUACUUUAAAAAAGGGGUGUAUAUUCAUUUCAGCCCAAAUAUUGUCUCUGGGUUUACCAUGAAUUAGUCCACAUAUCUUUCAAGGUACCUUUGGGUUUGUGUGUUAUGAGGCUGUAACAUAUUGAGCACUGAAGUCAUUCAUCACAGAGUCACCUUUAUCUCUCCAGCAUCCCUACUGCUCCAUUACCACCCUGCCAAUUUCUUCUGAGCAGUAAUGACACUGCCAUUGCUCCAGGUCGCUCUGGGUGCUCUUUUACAAAUCAUGUUUUCCCAUCAUGCAUUGCUGUAAACUGUUGGUCCAAAAACACCAUUAAACUUCUUGUCAUGUAUUGA